CAGUGAUCGCAUUUGGAUAUGUACUGUGCAAUGGGUUGAGCUACCUAGUCAACAUUCAUUACAGGGAAAAUACCAAGAAAAUGGAGAAAUUUUAAUAUAGAAAUUACCUGGCGCGUUGUGUGUUGCAAAAUGCCAGGCAUUGUGGUAUUCCGCCGGCGUUGGUCCGUUGGCUCAGACGAUUUGGUGGUGCCAGCCGUUUUUCUCCUGGUUUUGCACGCAGCUUGGAUCAUAAUCCUUGGCAUCAUCCUUGGUGUGGUGGACUUUGAGAGAAACGUGGCCUGCACACAGGACCUCCACGACCAUGUCCUGGGUUACCUCAUCAUCCUGUCGCUGUGCUUCUUCAUGGAGCUGCUCAUCGCAAUCAUCAGCAUGCGAGGCGGCAUCCUGGACAACCACCCACGCCGCAGCAUGCAGUAUCUGUUGUAUCUCAGACUCAGUGAGUACCUGGGAGAGCUCCUGUGGUGGUGGGCAAGGACAGCCAAACACUUCAACACCUGCAACCCAAUAUCUGCAAAGAAGGCCGUCCUAGGUGUGAUCGUAUGCAACUGGUUGGUGAUGCUGAUAGUGAUUGUCUCCCUUUGGUGCACAUUUGACUCGGCAGGCAGGAAAUGGGUAAAGAUGAAGAAAUACCAAGACAGCCUGAAGGAGAAGAGACGAGGGAAUCGCAGGAUCUCUGGGAGUACUCGGAGGAACUGGCGCCAGAGGAAGGCGUUCCGAGCUUAUGAGGAGAGUUGGGACCGUCGGCUGCAGCUGCUGUGCUGCUGUGUGGAACGCAAGGGCAGAAACAGGAACUCCAUCGCUGAGAUCGCUCAGCUCUUUACGGAAUUCUUCCGGGACUUAGAUGUGGUGCCAUCAGAUGUGAUCGCCGGCCUGGUUCUACUUCGGCAGUUCCAGAAGCAGCGCAUGGCUAACAUCGUCUGGCAGGGUAACAAUGAUGUCUACCAGUACCUGUCAGGGGUGCCCAUCACCCCCCACACCCAGUUCCUCCAGCUGAGUGUGCCAUCCGUGAUGGAGGACUACCGCCGGGUCAUCCACUACAUGAGACACGCCCUGGCGGCGUACGGCUGGCCUGCCACCAUGAUGAUAAACCCAGGGACAUGGCUCUGUCGACUCAUGCCUUUUCUCAGUUGUUGCUGCUGCAACAAGCAACGAAACGCCAUCGUGAUUGACGACAACUGCUGCCUGUGCAACUUCUCUGCCCUGCGUCGUAUCAGCGGUCUCCAGGAGGUGGAUGUAGUUUACGCCACCUACCACGUUGAUAUUGGUGAGACUCCAUUCUAUGUGGCCCUCGAUCAUGCGGAGAAGACUGUUGUUGUCUGUGUGAGGGGCACAUUGUCAUUACAGGAUGUGCUGACAGAUCUGAAGGCAGAGGCGGAGACUCUCCCCCUGACCCCUCCCAGGGAGGACUGGCAAGGUCACAAGGGGAUGGUGCAGGCCGCCGUCUACAUCAAAAAGAGGCUGGACGAAGAGGGCAUCAUCAUCAAGGCCAUGAAUCUUGCUGAGGAGUUGAGCUCUAAGAAGUAUGAUCUGACCCUGGUAGGUCACUCUCUGGGUGCAGGCACUGCGGCCAUCCUGGCCAUUCUUCUUCAGCCAGAGUUCCCCACCCUGCACUGCUACGCCUUCUCUCCCCCAGGGGGACUCAUCAGUAUAUCCUGUGUAGAGGAGACUAAGUCAUACAUCACAUCUGUUGUCGUGGGGAAAGAUGUCGUGCCCAGAAUUGGUCUACCUCAAAUGGAGCUGCUGAGGACAGAUAUCAUCAACAUGAUCAAGAAGAGCAUCGACCCUAAGUGGAAGAUAAUCUCAAAGGGAGUGUUCUGUUGUUGUGGAGACUACACAGGCAAGAAGGGGUCGCAGGUCGACUUGGACCGCAACGUGACCGCUCACCCCAGUGACUCGCAGAUCGGCUUGUCCGCCCAUGUCCCCCUGUUCCCCCCGGGGAAGAUCAUCCACAUUGUCCGCAGUCACCCCAAGACUAAAAAGCCUGUCUGUCAGAGUUCAGAACCUGUUUACCAGGCCGUGUGGGCCGGCAAUGGAGACUUUGAUGAAGUUCUCAUCUCCCCCACCAUGAUCAACGACCAUAUGCCAGACAAUGUCCUAGAGGCUCUGGAGAAGGUUCUGCUGAAGGUCGGUCCAGCCAAGCCAGUGCGGACUCUGACAGAAGCAGAACGCAAAGCUCUUCUAUCCCAUGAGUCUUUGUCCUCUGCCAACAACCCGUCACCAACCCGAGGAACAGUCAUGGUAGAAACCAGCUUCACCAAUGCCUGCUACACACCGCCUGAUGCAGGGAAUGGUUCCAUGAAUGUCACCGGUCCACGAUCGGUGUCUGGCAGCUGGGAAAACGUCCCAGACAAGAUUCUAACUGUAGAACAUAUACAGCAACUGAACGCUGUAGGUAGGAACCCUGAUUCAGGCACACGUCCAGACUUCACUCUAGAGCUGUCUGAGAAGCAGUGGGUGGCUGCUCCUUUGGCAAGUCCAGAGGCUUUGUCUGACGUCUCAAGUCUUGGAGGGCUCAGUCAUACAGGGAGUCUUGUCGAGAGGGAUGGAAGUCGUAAACCUGUGCAAUCGUCUCCCCAGCUGAAGACAAUAGAACAAUCCCCAUUACGGAAAGUCAGAUCCGAGAGUGUGAAGAUCGAAGUGCCAGAGGACAACGAUGAAGAGGUCAUGGUCAUUGUAGAAAAUAACGCCAAGAGGAAAAAGGUUGAGUUUGAGGAUGAAAAAGUCGCUAAGGAGACUGCUAACAAGCAGAGUGUGGAUAAGGAGGGUUCUGAUAGGGUACAUGCUGAUCAGGAGGAACAGGUAACUCAAAAUGGACCUAAAGGGGUAAAAAAUGUUGAAGAAAGUGAUAAUCCUGUGUUAGAUUCUAAGUCAGUGACUGUAACAGAUCCUUCAGGGAAGUCUGUGAUGGUGUCGUAUAAAAACGCUAAUGGUCACAGUGCUGUGUACAACCGACAUUCACCUGACGAGUCCAACCAGCAUGAAUAUGGGCACCCUAAUCUACACUACUCUGCUGCUGGAACAGGCUACCCUCAUGGAGCUUAUCAUCCACCAAUCAGGUUCCCUACUCGCACACCACGUGAGCAUACCAUCACGCCACGUGAGCACACCGCAACAAAACACGAGCAAACCAACACACCAUGUGAACAAAAUCCCACACCACGUGACCAGACCGUCACAGCACAUGAGCAGACGAACACACCAUGUGAGCAAAACGCCACACCACGUGACCAAAACACCACACCAUGUGUGCAAAAUGUUGCCCCACAUGAGAAAACAGUCACGCAACGUGAAUACCCACCGACGUUAAGACACUGCGAAUCUGAGAGUUUGUUCUUACAACCCUCUCUAUCCAAAAUGAGAAGGUCAACUGAAAUGAUGGACUUAGCUCAUAUUCAGGACGAUACUGAAGUAUUUGUAGAAAAUAUUGCGACUGGUGCCAAGCAACCACGAGCACGUCUCCCAGGACUGCAUGGUACCCCUCAAGCGUCAACGGCAAGUAUGGCGCUGGAUAAUGUUCCUGAAAGUCGGCUCUCGUCCACACAUUCAGAUGAAGUGUUUGCAGCCCAAGAUUCAGAAGCAUAGCAAGAUUUUGGUCUUUGAUGUGUGAACAGUAUGUAGAUGUAGGUGAUCUGUGUAUAUGAAUCUGAGCUGAUACUAACAGUGUACUAUAUUUUAAGGUUAACAAGCAAGUUUUGAUUAUUUAGAAUAUUCUAUUAUAAACAAACUUACAAUUAUUUGACUUUAGAAACCACAACAGUUUACUGGUUUAUACAUGUAUUACAUAUACAUUAGAUGAUGUCAUGAAUGCUGAUGUUUUUAGAUAUAAGCUCUCUGAAAUAAUAUCAGAAAAUAUUGAUUACAAUUUUACCAUUUCAUGUCAUAAAGGUCAUGUUUAUUUCAUCAGAUGUCCUGUAUUCACCGUAAUAAACAUCCUUCUCCCGUUACCAAGUUUUAGGCCAACUGGUAAAUAAUAUUCAUAAUGGCCUCCUUAUAAAACUGAGCAAUUGUGUCACAACAUAACCUUUUGUUUACGGUAUGUUACAGAUGUUUUUUUAACAGAAGUAUAGAAAGAGCAUAUAAAAAAAUGUAAGCUUCACCAAGACUAGACCAAGAAUGUUCACUACGGCCUAUAUCCUGAAAGCGAAUUUUUUAAAUAAAUGCAAUCCAUAUAGACAGAUCAACUUCAGUUUCAUUUUUUAAGAGUAUUGUUGAUGUUUUUGUACAUAUUAUAAAAUACUAUGAUUAUGAGAACAGUUUGACAGCAGUUUUUCGUUGAAGAAUGGAGAUUUGCCAUGACAAAUCGGACAUACUCUGACACAGUCCAUGACAUUCCCUUGAAAACGUUGGGUAAAAGGUCAACUAUAGAAGGCUCAUCCUCUGUCAUCAGGGAUGUAUUUAUUGACAGAAUCUCUGUGCGAGUCGCACACUAUAAGUUAAUGGUAAAGGUGAUUUGACCUCUAAAGGAAGCCAGCUAUUGAUUAACAGUAGUCCUAUAAAGUGAGUGAGUAUGGUUUUAUGCCACUUUUAGCAAUAUUCUAGCAAUAUCACGGCAGGGUACUCCAGAAAUGGGCUUCACACAUUGCACCCAUGUGGGGAAUCGAACCAGGGUCUUGCGAAUGUUUUAACCUCUUGGCUGCCCCACCACACCCUUUAAAGACAAUGCCCUUUGUCUGAGGAUUCCAUCACUAUUAUACCAACUGUACCAGGGCCCACGUGCACAAAGGGAUAUUAGCGCUACAACUAUUUUAAGCCCAUGUUAGAGAAAGGGAGUUACGAUCAUCGUAGGGUUAUGGUCAUCUUAGUGUUAAGUUGCUCUGUGCGAGUGGGCCCAGGUGAAGACGACGUUGCUCAUUGUAUAGAUGUAUACUACUGCAUUUUUUUAUAGGGGCGUGUUUAUUAUGAUGCACAGAACUUAUUCUCAUGAUAUGUCAAGUGUAUAUUUAAAUAAAAUGACUUUAUAUGAGUAUCCCUAUUACAAGUUGAGUAGUUUAGAUAUAUAUAUAUAUGUUGAUGUUGAAUGCACACAAGUGCUGAAUGGCUUGUACAGUGACUGAAGACAAUAUCUACAUCUGAUCUUAACGAGCCACAUCAGAGGUGUCCAGGGACUAUUUACUGUAAAAAUAGUGGUCAUACAUAUACUAUUUUCCUUUAACUAUUUUCUGUAAUGUCCUGUACAGCUAUUAUGAUGAGACAAAACUAAUCAUUGUCAGCAACUGUUUUAUUUUAUUUUAUUUAAUUUGAAGCACUUUAAAAAAAUUGAAUAAAAUCUGCUGACAUGACAAAA
Molecule: messenger RNA, 5284 nt
Organism: Haliotis rubra (blacklip abalone)
Lineage: Eukaryota; Metazoa; Mollusca; Gastropoda; Lepetellida; Haliotidae
Product: diacylglycerol lipase-alpha-like
Exons: 17
Coding region: 130-3582 (1150 amino acids)
Biological process (GO): lipid metabolic process
Cellular component (GO): dendrite membrane; postsynaptic membrane
Source: RefSeq, a predicted model, not a curated record